Molecule: messenger RNA, 1224 nt
Organism: Cyclocybe aegerita
Lineage: Eukaryota; Fungi; Basidiomycota; Agaricomycetes; Agaricales; Hemipholiotaceae
Source: the annotation of a GenBank genome assembly
AUGUUCUUCGAGUUGUGGGUUGACCGGUGCGACGACGAUGUGCUGCGCAUGGAGUUGGUCAAGGAAUGGCUGGCGCGAUCCGGCGAUCUCCCGCUCAACAUCACCGCCCAAUGUCUGUGUAGGAAAGCCCGACAAGCUCCAGCAGAGCCGCUCUUCCCCCUCGUCGACAUUCUCAACUCGUAUGCCAGCAGAUGGAGAGCGUUGAACCUACAUGCACCCUCCGCGCUUCUUUCGCGGUUCAACUCCGGUUCUACGAUACCUGAAGGCAGUGGCCUCUCAGAAUUGACAAUCGAACCAUCAGACUAUCCUGUAUGGUACCCCGUCAACCUCAUGUCGGUCACAACCACCCUCCGAAAGCUGACGAUAGCAAUCAUUCCACUGUCCCGCGUCCACAUUCACUUUGAUCAACCUCACGCACCUAUCUACCGCCUUGAGCAAUGCACUUUCGCCUCGAUGGACCCUGCGGAGGCGGAUCUUGUCCCAGAGCACGUUGCGGUGCUGAACCUCCGGCACCUGGCCUUCGAGGGGAACUCCGAAGAACGGUUAAAUGUUCUCUUCGACAAGGUGCACUUUCCUCGCCUUGAGCGCCUGGAAAUCAAAUCCUCCGAGGUCGACCUUGAUCCACCACUGGACCUUGCCGUGCACUUUGCGAGGUGGCACUGCCUGCUGAAGACCCUGUCGUUGAGCGACCGCGAGACGCGCGGGAUGGACAUGAAGAAGGUGCUUUCGCAGGUCUCGUCGCUCGAGUACCUGGACCUGUCUUCAUCGGAGAAUAAUUCCGCCGCGUGCGAUGUCCUCUAUGCACUUGCUGACCGCUUUGGUUCAGCCGACGGCACCGUGUCGUUCCUUCCUCGCCUCAAGAAGUUCAAAUCAUUCAAUACCCCUCCUACUUUCUCUUUGGACGUAAUUCCGAGGAUCUUCGGUGUCAUUUUUGACAAUAUGGAUUUCACAUCCCCAGCCAGCAUUCCAAAACGGCCGGUUCUACAGAGUGUCACUAUUCACCUUAAUCCGGGACCAGAUACUAAUGAAAUGGACCCGCAAACGAUGCAGAAAUACCUUUAUCUACAAAGGAUCGGAAUCGAGCUGGAGAUUGACCCACCUCUUUUGUCUUCUCAUCGCAGUAAUAGGGAAGGUCAGAACAGGGGAGAUCAGAAUGGACGGUUCUCACCGGUUUUUCCAUUCGAUUCUGGUUCCGGUUCUGAGAAGGAACCAAGUCCUCAAUAA